Molecule: messenger RNA, 1128 nt
Organism: Baudoinia panamericana UAMH 10762
Lineage: Eukaryota; Fungi; Ascomycota; Dothideomycetes; Mycosphaerellales; Teratosphaeriaceae
Exons: 2
Coding region: 235-969 (244 amino acids)
Source: RefSeq, a predicted model, not a curated record
UCUCCCUCAUACAUCCGCGCAGCAAGCUUGUUUGGCUCUCAUCCAGGUCGCCGUCAGAGGGUGCCAAUUUCGCCAUGGACGAUUGUGAGGAGGGUUAGGGUUUGGGUUGCUUCCUUAUCAAUAGCUGAGCAUGCAUUGAUAUCGUUAUCGAGGACACGAACGUUUCUCUUGUAACACAGGCAUCAAGAGAAAUUCACUGAAGGCUUCUCGUUGUAGUCUAGCGUUCGGCCCGCCAUGUCGCAUCCGCAGCGUUCUGUUUUGAUCAUCAAUCCGAACACGACGCAAGCUAUGACCGAAGGAUUGCGGCCGUUAGCAGAGCGACUAGGCUUUCCCACACACUAUGAGUACUUCACGGCGCCUCAUGGUGUCUCCUCGAUCAACAACGAAGACGAUGCCGUGAUCUCCGCCCAGGCGUGCCUUCCAAAUAUAACAGACUUGAUGCAGUACCAUGACGCCCUCUUGGUGUGCUGCUACUCCCAGCACCCUCUCGUAUCGCUACUGCGCGAAGAGAUACGAAAACAACAUCUCGAUCGGCCCUGCGUGACCGGCAUCUUCGAGGCUUCCGUCGCUACCUGCUUGCAGUAUCUGAACGUAGGUGAAAAGUUCGGCAUCGUAAGUACUGGCCAGCAAUGGGAGGCGAUCUUAGGAGAGGCCGUCGCAGAAUUACUUGGCUCAGACAACGGUAAGCGGUUCGCUGGCACGGAAACGACAGGCUUGAACGCCAACGAGUUGCAUGCUGUGGCCAAGUCGGAAUUGGAUCUCCGAAUGAAGGAUGCAACGAAACGUCUUUUGCGUAAAGGAGCGAAGGCGAUCUGUCUUGGCUGCGCGGGAAUGGCUGGGCUGGAUGAAGUGGUCAGGAGUGCUUGUGUGGAAGCGCUAGGUGAGGAGGGGGGAAUGCAGAUUAAGAUUAUCGAUGGGGUAAUCAGUGGGGUUGUGUUCCUAGAAGGCGCAUUGAGAAGCGCGAUGUAGCCGUUACCGAACUACUCACCAUCUACCAUGAUAUAGUUGUAAGAUGUCCGCCGCUAAAGCUGCAAACUCCGAUCACCUUGCACGUGAAUCAACUCGAAGACAUCGCGCUUUAAGAUCGGACUCUCGUUGUUGAUCUUCUUACACCACUCUGUCCCGACC